Molecule: messenger RNA, 1941 nt
Organism: Anoplopoma fimbria (sablefish)
Lineage: Eukaryota; Metazoa; Chordata; Actinopteri; Perciformes; Anoplopomatidae
Gene: isg20
Product: interferon stimulated exonuclease gene
Exons: 4
Coding region: 118-1167 (349 amino acids)
Cellular component (GO): nucleus
Molecular function (GO): 3'-5'-RNA exonuclease activity; nucleic acid binding
Source: RefSeq, a predicted model, not a curated record
AAGAGAAGGAGCCAAUCAGAGGGCAGAUAGAAGAUAGCAGUCCUGGCAUGUUCAGAAGCUAUACACGUGCUACCUCACAAGAAAAAAUGACUUCAAGGCCGGGUUCGUUCGUUGAGUAUGGCACAGUCCUCAAAUAGGACUAAAGCCGCCUCGAGGGGGCUUUUCAGCAACUACAGGUAUUUGUGCAAAAAGUCCAUGAUGCUUCACGCCAUGGAGAAUGCAAGAGCACGGAAGAAAUACCAGCAGAAGAUACUAGUCGCCAACGUGAAGAGGAAAACAACAGACAACCACAACGAACAUCUGGAUUCAAACAAACUGGUGAAAAAAGCAAAAUCGAGCAACUCAAGUCAGGAAAGUCAGAACACUCUGAACUGUGAAAACAAGAACACUGCUGUAUCCAAACCAGGACUCUCUGAGCCUAAAGCAUCUGAACACCACAGUUUGGUCACCGCCCUGAGCGACAGCUGGGAGAUGGACAGUGGUUUCUCCUCCGAGGCGAGCCCUCCGGUCAGCGGUCGCAGCUCUCCCUGUCUCAGCACGUGCCCGACCAUGGUGGUGGCGUUGGACUGUGAGAUGGUCGGGACGGGGCCCGGCGGGCGCCGCAGCGAGCUGGCCCGCUGCAGCAUCCUGGACUACCACGGCAACGUGUUGUACGACAAAUACGUCAGACCGUGUCAGCCCGUCACGGACUUCAGGACUCGCUGGAGCGGCAUCCGGAGGCAUCACCUGCACAACGCCGUCCCCUUCGCUGAGGCCAGAGAGGAGAUCCUCAGUAUUCUUGAGGGCAAAGUGGUCGUCGGCCACUCCAUCUACAACGACUUUGAGGUGUUGGACAUGCUCCACCCGGGUCACAUGGUCAGGGACACGUGCACGACGCGCCACCUCAGCCGGUUGGCCGGUUUCCCCCGCGAGCGCUGCUCCUCCCUCAAGAUCUUGGCCGGCAGACUUCUGAACAGGAAGAUACAGGUGGGGCAGCGAGGUCACUGUUCGGUGGAGGACGCUCUGGCCUCCCUCGACCUCUACAAGCUGGUGGAGGGCGAGUGGGAGAGGGAGCUGCAGAACAAAAUGAGGGACGGAGACGCUCCGCGAGAGCCGAGCUUCGCCUCCUCAAACCACUACAUGCAGGACGAGUACUGGCCUGAUGAUGUCAUGGCCGACAGCCAAUGAGAGGAGAGUAUUCAUAACACUUGUAUGGUUGGAAAUACCUCAAGAGAUUUCAUUUCAUGGUGAUGCACAGUCAUCAGAGCAACUUCAGACCAAUAAAUAAUGUGAAUUUAAAAUAUUUUGACAGUAAAUCCACUCUAGAUUAAAAGUUAUGUAAAUUAAUGCAAAAUGGGUCAUUUUUGGAGGGAAUAUAAAAAGUUUAUCUGCAUUUUCUCACGAGAAGAUGUCCUGUAUCACGUUGGGGGAAAUAACUUAUCACUUUUAAACAUGAUUGGAUUUCCUAACAGCACCUUUUUUUUGCUGUGAAACCGGAUAUUUACCUGAACAGUUGUUCGUAGUGACGGACUUUAUUAAAGUAACUUUAUUAAAAAUGUUGGUGCUCUUUAAGCAGGAGGUUAUUAACUUAUGAUAUGAAAAGUUUGGAGUUCUCAAACGGUAUUUGCUCUUACUUGAAACAAUUGUUAUUUUAAUUAGUAGGACACAGAACUGAUCUUGGGCCACAGAUACUAUUUUGGAAAACACAAACUGCAUUUUUCAGUUGAGUGUGUUUUUAAAAAAAAUGCUGCUGUGAGUUUUUCAAAUGUUUUUUCCCCCGACUCUACAAGGCAGAAGGGAAACACAUUUUUAACAACUAGUUUAACCUGUUGCAGCUGCCUCUUUGUAUAUGUGGCCUUAAAGGUUUUAUAUUGUUACAAUUGUGGAUUGUAAUGUUGGUAUUUUAUUACCUCUCAAUGUAAGCUGCUCUUAAAUGUUCUCGUUUAAAAAAAAUAAAGGCAU